GCCGCGUCGCGGCUGGCCUGGCGUUCCGUCGCCGCGGCCGCGACGGCGGCUGCGCGCGGAGACAGUGCCGCGCCGGGGCCGUACUCGUAACCUUGUUCUGUCUGUACUCAUCCGUGCGCCCCGCACGGCACGCGCGCAGACAUGGUGGGUCCAGCUCAUAAUUUGCAAUUGACGUGCCGUCGUCUUGUCAGAACAGCCACGCAAGGCAGCCCACGCACGCGAACACAACCAUGCGGCUGCUCCCAUGCGUCCUCGCCACUGCGGCCGCAGCCAACGUUGACUGGGAGAGCAUGCACCCCACCCCAGCACCAACCCCAAACACGCUGCCCGCGGCCGCCGGCGAGACAGUCACGUUCACCUGGACUGACACGCACGACGUUUGGCUGAUGCCGGACCAGGCCGCCUACGAUUCGUGCACCUUCACCAGCGCCACGGAGAUUCACUCGACGUCGGUGAAGACCGGGGACGUGGCCGGGCUCGGCGAGACCAAGUACUACGCGUGCCACGUCGGCAGCCACUGCGAAAGCGGCCAAAAAAUCGCGAUCACCUGGGCCGGCACCGCCACGCCGGCGCCGACGCCUGCGCCCGGAAGCCCGACGCCCAGGCCGACGGCCUGCCCCGAAGCCCACGAUCACUCGGACCACGACCACAGCAGGCGCCUCUCGAUGACGUACGCCGGCGCCUGCCAAGACGGAGGCAACUACCCGCUCUACGCGACCGAGGCCGAGGCGAAGGCCGUCGACGGGAGCGACGGAACGGCGCACCAGAUGGGCAACUACUGGAUGCCCAACUGCCUCGAGCACUUUUACCACGGCGACUACUCGGGCGACGCGCCGACGUGCGGCGCCACGGAGUCCGACGCGGCAAGUACCUUAGGCGUCGGCGCGCUCGCCGCGCUCGCCGCCGCGCUGGUCUAGGACCACGCCCCUCGCUCAAUAUCGCUUGUAAGUCUAUUUAUUUUG
Pelagomonas calceolata is the source of this 962-nucleotide messenger RNA. Lineage: Eukaryota; Pelagophyceae; Pelagomonadales; Pelagomonadaceae. The record is from the annotation of a GenBank genome assembly.